Molecule: messenger RNA, 1547 nt
Organism: Arachis ipaensis
Lineage: Eukaryota; Viridiplantae; Streptophyta; Magnoliopsida; Fabales; Fabaceae
Product: protein PHOSPHATE STARVATION RESPONSE 1
Molecular function (GO): DNA-binding transcription factor activity; DNA binding
Source: RefSeq, a predicted model, not a curated record
AAAGGGUCAAACUCGAAAAAAAACAAAAACCUUGGGAAAAAAGUAGCGGCAGCCUCGUACGUCCCCUCCGUUUUAUGGGACGACAGCAACAUUAACAAACCCCAAAACAUAGUUCCUAUUAUUCAUUAAAACCUUCUGCUCCCAACAAUCUUUGCUCUUUUUGCUGAAUCCUGCCUUUUGUUUCUAGGUCAUUGCAAAGCAAAUUUGAUUGGGAACCACCAGAGAUAACCAUGUCUUCAUCUUUUCCUGUUCUUCCUACAUCUGCAGCGCAGGCUUCAUCAAUAAACUCCAACAUCAGAAGUGUUGGUCACAUGUUCUCAACCCCUGCUGAUUUCCCUGAUGAUGGCGUGCCAUUUCCCACCGCUUCCGAAAUCCAUUCAACAACACAAGCUUCUCAGCCGCUGCGACAAAUUGAUGAUGUUUCCUGGGGAGCGGAUCUGUUCGACAAUAUUCUUCUGUUUCCUGAUAAUAACAACGCUCCUUUCCAGAAUGAUCAUACAGUAUAUAGUGCUCCAUACACAUCCAGUGAUAAUCCAAAGGCUGUUGAUUUUGAGUGGGUUGAUCCCUUCAUGUCUGAUGAUGAUCCUCUUCAGCUGAAUUGGAACCAGUUUGUCAGUGAUACCAAUGUAGCAGAGCCAAAACCAAAGGAAAGUCAGUUAUCAAUACAGCAGCAAGUGCCACCUGUUGAAGCUAACGGUCUUCCAGACUCUGUCUCAACCGCACCCCAAACUAAGCAAAGAAUGCGUUGGACUCCGGAGCUUCAUGAGGCCUUUGUGGAGGCAGUGAAUCAGCUUGGUGGUAGUGAGAAGGCUACUCCAAAGGGAGUCUUGAACCUAAUGAGAGUUGAAGGCCUUACCAUAUAUCAUGUGAAAAGCCACCUUCAGAAAUAUAGAACUGCCCGAUACAAACCUGAGCCAUCAGAAGGAGCUCCUGAGAAAAAGUUGACGGAUUCAAUUGAAGAAAUGAAGCCUCUAGACUUAAAAACGAGUAAGGGGAUAACUGAAGCAUUGAGAUUGCAGAUGGAACUUCAAAAGCGGCUUCAUGAACAACUUGAGAUACAAAGAAAGUUGCAGAUUCAAAUUGAAGACCAAGGGAAGCGUCUUCAGAUGAUGUUUGAGAAACAGAUAGAGGGCUCGUCCUCUGCUCCACUAUCAAGCACGGGGCUACAUACAAAUGAAAAUUCAGAACCCCAGAACGACGACAAUGAUAAACAGGAACCCGGAGACGAGCAGUUGAUUGCGCCUCCCCCAAAACGGGUUAAAAGUUUAUGAAAGUUAGAACUACUUGUUUUUCUUCGAACUUUUGAAGGUCUUAGUGUUAAUGAUUGUAGGGGGAUAACGUGAUGGUAACUUUCCCGUUCUGCUUGUGACUUUGGAUUCUUGAAUCAGUAAUUUGGUUUCAACAUUAUGAUUGGUUACUUGAUCUGGGGUGAAUUUAGCAAUUGGAAAAAUUUUACCUAAGAGAUUUGUUGUAUAUUCUUGGAAUAUUUAAUAGUAACUUCUAGAAUCAUUAUUGGGUUUCAACUAGAAUCAUUACCGAGUUAUGUA